GGUCAGUGCGCGCGCCGCUGCUGCCAGAGACGCUUCUGCGCUUCCAGAAGAGCAAGAGACGCACAGAAGACACCGGCGCUGAUGAGCUGGGGACUAUUGUGAGACUUUACAGGUUUUUGGUAUCGUUCUCGCACUUUUAAACUGUUUGCGAGGAAGUCAUCGCGUCUGUUGUGGAUUUUACUUUUUUCUGAGAUCAUGAACUUAAGUGUUAUGCGCUGAAAUCUUCAUUCACGGAGUUUUAACCGGUGGGCUUUCUACAUUUAAAGGUUUCUAUUUGGACACCAGGACUCCAUCUGCGUCUCUGAUAUGGGCCUUUAGUUUUAUACCUCUCAUAUCGUCUUUCCUGGAGUGAAUUUGGCUGGUUUAAAACAUUUACGCUCUUCCAGAAAUGGUGGGGCAUUUACAUUUGCAAGCUAUGGAUGAGAGUUUGAAAGGAAAGAACCGGGAGGGACUGCUUGAUAGUCCGGAUUCAGGACUCCCUCCAAGCCCCAGUCCACCCUUCUACUCUCUGUCACCGGGGAUCCUCGAGUCACGCUCCGGCAGCUGCUCAACCCCAAAUGAGCUGCAAGGAUACUGCAGAAAGGAGAGCCGGGAAGGCAAACUGCUGCCAUACUUGCUCCUGAACUCUCAAGGUCCAGAUGCGAAGUCACGCAUGUACCCUGUGGUCUAUGGAGAGAGCAUCGAGGUUAACCCCAAACCAGAAAAAGAGAUCAAGUUCAACUCUGCGGUGAAGUAUGCUUCAGACAGACACUUCCGUGACCAGGUGUUCUGUGCCCAGGUCCCGACCGCCACAUCCUUCAGCGAGACGGUGGUGGCCGUUCAGAACUGCACGUGGCGCAGCUACAAGUCAGAGGUUCAUUUCGAGCCACGGCACAGGCCGCUACACUUCCAAAGCACGACCAUCGUGUUCCCCAAGCACACCCGGAAUACAUACCGCACCACACUGAACUACAACGGCAACAGAAACGCAGCCGGGCGCCGGCGGUUUGUGUCCACAGUCAGGCUGGAGUCCACCGAGGACACCAGUCCAUGCAUCAUUUACACAGAAGACCUCUGAGAGACACACAUGAGAGAUGUGUUAUCCUUCCCGAAAUUGGUUAAGAGAGCUACAGUGAGAGUACAUGGACUAAAACCCUGAUUCAAUGAUGGACGCUCACUGAGGGUUAUUUUGUUCUUUUGCUUCCAGUGACAUUGGUACUUGAUGUUGGAGAUGAGCUGGAGUGGAGUGUGUGUUUGCGGUCUUUACAUGCGUUUUAGGUGUCAGUGAUGUAUUAAUGUACAUCUGGAGAUUUUUUCUUUUAAUUUUAAUAUCCAGUCGUACCAGUCAGGUGAAGGGAAAAGCAUUUGGGGCAAAAAAAAAAGUUUCUGCUGUUUGCUGAUUCACAGGCCUACGAGGAAUCUAAGCACGCAGAUUUACACAGAACUCAAAAGAAUGUCAGUUAAAAAUUCCAAAAAUUAAAUCACAGUCUUUUUAUUAGUCAUUAUGUGUCUGGUACUAAAAUUUAGCUUGGUUUUAUUUUUUAUUUGAAUACUUUGGCUUAUUUGAUAAGAUUGUAAUCCCAAAAUAAAACCGUUGGACUUUUAUGCAAUUUUCCAUUUUAAUUAUACCAUAAAAUUCUGCCAAUAUUCCUCCCAAAAAUGUAAAAACAUGUGGGCCCACUUUAUUGUCUUAGUAUUGCUGAUUCUUACAAAUGCUCAAACAGGAAAGAGUUCAUAAUUAAAACAAAAUGCAUUAGCACAUUAUAUGUGGACGAGAACACAAAGUCAUUAGACCUUAGUCAGAUUAGAUGCUGUAAUGAAUUUAACAGACGUAAAAAAUUAAACGUGCUAACCAUGACUAAAGCCUACUGGCAUAAAUAAGUAGACUAUCAGAACUGGCUGAGGAAAUAUAAACUAUUUAAGUUGCACUUUUGGAAAGUUGUUUUUUUGUUUUGUUUUUUGGCUGUAAAUGUGUUGGUAUGACUAAGGGCAAAUCAACGUGUAGGAGCACUUGAAAGGUUGGACCAAAGAUUCUGUAAAAUUCAGAGAAAGGGAAAUACAACCUUAAAUAUUUCCUCCCUUUCUGUUUGUACCUCAGAAAACGUGGAAUAAGAGUUUGAGAAGCCGCCCGACGUGCUAAUAUUUCAGUGGCCAAAAUAAGAGCUGCACUCACAGAAUGACAGGAAACAGAAGGUUGUAUUUGAAAUAACUGGACUGAGCAUGUGUUAGAUGAGAGAAUUCAGCACAUUCUGAUCUCAGACGCUGGAUUUGUGAGACAGGUUUAAUCUCUGAACAGUGACGAGGUUCUUUGACCUCCUGAAGCCUGUACGGUUGUCAAAGGUAAUGAGUCAUUUCUGACAUUUUUCGGAGCCAGUUUGUCUCAGUCUGAGCUCCUGUCUCCUCCAGCGAGUGCAUUUCCUCUUUUGUGGAGCAGAGCUGUUGUUGUUUAGGAAGGCGAUGAGAUGUAACGGAGCAGAGAUUUUGACUGAGCAGUAAAGCAUUGUGGAGGUGUAAGUACGUCAUGUCUGUCUUAUGUCUGGAGUCUGGACUAUACACUUUCAAAUCUGUAGAAGCUGAAGUGGGUUUUGUAAAUGUGGAUCUCUUACCUCAAUCAUUUUCUUUUUUCAUUUCUGAUUUUAUAUAAAUCUGGUGACUGAAAAUAGAAAAACAAUAGAGUAUGUUUCCGUCUGGUAUGUGGAUGUGUUUGAGUUUUGAGAGGAAAUGUUUGGCAGUAUGAAUCAAAAGAGCUUAGUUUAACUAGUGUAAUACAGGAAACUAGUGUAUGUACAGUAUAUUCCAUGACACGACGAAAAAAUCAUCAGGGGUUGAUAAGAGAUGAAAUUACAGGAAGGCAUGACCGAGAAAUUACUUCCUGUUCACUCAAGAUGGACAUUUGAUAAGUUGAUAGAGGAAUUUUAGCAAUGUGUUGAAAGCAGAUCCGAGGGGAGAUGUUUUAUGUUUUUCCACAUGUAUGAAAUUUUAUGAUUACAUUUGUUUGGUGUACAAAUGCUUUCCACUAACAGAUGGAUUUUGUUUGAUUUCCUAACAUGGUGAUUUGUGUUUCUGUAAAAUACUUUCCUGUUGUAUAUGUGGCAUACAGCACUCGUAAUUCUCUUUAUAUUUUUGUAUAAUUCCCAACUUAAUGGUCUUCUUUUGGACAACAGAUGAGAAAAUAAUUUAAGAAAAAAAAAAUGUAUAUCCAAACCGAUUAAAUAAAAGCCCCAGACCCUA
This is a messenger RNA of Cyprinus carpio (common carp), 3210 nucleotides long. It is a transcript of the gene rflna, whose product is annotated as refilin A. Lineage: Eukaryota; Metazoa; Chordata; Actinopteri; Cypriniformes; Cyprinidae. The record is from RefSeq and is a predicted model, not a curated record. Gene Ontology annotation, biological process: skeletal system morphogenesis; negative regulation of bone mineralization involved in bone maturation; negative regulation of chondrocyte development. Gene Ontology annotation, cellular component: actin filament bundle. Gene Ontology annotation, molecular function: filamin binding.